ACAUGCAGAUCGCGAACGGGCUACAAAAGGGUGAUUGUUCAUUGGAUUUCCGAAGUGUUGUAUCGAGAAAAUAGUCAUCUUCCUUCUCCCUGGCCAAACGAAGCCAGUUUCUUUAGUCUGCCGGAAAAUUUGAGACAGGAUACCAAGAUGAGCGGUCGAAGAGCUUUGCAUUUCGUGUUCAAAGUGGCAGAUCGUACGGCUACAGCCAAGUUCUACCGAGAAAUCUUGGGAAUGAAGUUCCUCAGACAUGAAGAAUUUGAAGAAGGCUGCGCAGCAACAUGCAACGGGCCCUACGAUGGCAAAUGGAGCAAGUCUAUGGUUGGUUAUGGUCCAGAAGACAACCAUUUUGUGACUGAGCUCACAUACAACUAUGGGGUGAAGAGCUAUGAUCUGGGAAAUGACUUCUUGGGUAUCACAAUCCAAUGCAGCAAUGCCGUUGCCAACGCUAAGAAAGCUCAGUGGCCUUUGACCAUUGAGUCUGAGGGUGUUUGGUCAGUGCAGGCACCAGGAGGUUAUAGGUUCUACUUGGUGGACAAACCAAGACCUGCAGGAGAUCCUGUUCAAAAAGUUGCCAUUGGUGUGUCAAAUCUACAGAAAUCAGUGGAUUACUGGACCAGUAAAUGUGGUAUGACUCUGUAUGAGCAAACUGAAAAGAGUGCCCUCCUGGGUUUCGGAGAGGGACAGUGUAGGUUGGAGCUUCUGGAUCAGGGUGAACCUAUUGAACACAAGACGGCAUUUGGAAGGGUGGCAUUCUCUUGCCCUCGAGAGCAGUUACCAGGAAUAGAAGCAGCUAGUAAGGAUGCGGGUGAAACCAUCAUCACACCUCUGAUCAGUCUGGAUACACCUGGCAAGGCUACGGUUGAAGUAGUCAUUCUUGGCGAUCCUGAUGGUCAUGAAAUCUGUUUUGUUGGCGACGAAGCCUUCAGAGAAUUAUCUCAAGUUGACCCCAAGGCUGAUGGCUUGUUAGAUGAGGGUGUUGCUGCUGACAAGAGUGACGAGUGGUUUGCCAAGAAAAAAGCUAAGCAAGGUAUCCAGUGGACACCUGGAUCAUAGAAGUGCUCUAUCAUCUUGUACGAAUACCGUAGCUCUAUAUAUCAUUCAAAGUGGCAAGAGAAUUGCAGAGAAACAACCCAGACUAGGUAAAUAGCGGAUGCCAGAAUUAUACUACUUAUUGCCAAUUCAAUUAAAUUGGCAACAAAAUUUUGUUUUGAAAAAAAGAAAA
Strongylocentrotus purpuratus (purple sea urchin) is the source of this 1222-nucleotide messenger RNA. It is a transcript of the gene glod4, whose product is annotated as glyoxalase domain-containing protein 4. The record is from RefSeq and is a predicted model, not a curated record. The transcript has 9 exons. NCBI's taxonomy places the organism in Eukaryota, Metazoa, Echinodermata, Echinoidea, Camarodonta, Strongylocentrotidae. Bases 148 to 1053 code for a protein of 301 amino acids.